AUGCAACCUCCGUACCCUAAGUGGUAUGACGCAAGCGUUCAAUGCGAGUAUCACGCGGGGACCAAGGGGCACUUAAUUGAAAACUGCACUGCAUUCAAGAAGUUAGUUGAAAGACUUAUCAAUUUGGGGAUCGUAAAGAUAGGUGACUCAUCAGGACCGAAUGUAGCAGAGAAUCCAUUGCCCAACCAUGAUAAUAAAGGGGUGAAUGCGAUAAUUGAGUAUGGAGGAAGGAGAGUCAAAGCCAACAUAGCAGAGAUAAAGACCCCCCUUGAAUGGGUUUGGAAACAAAUGAUGAAAAGAGGUCUCAUCAAGCAAGGUUCAAUAGAAAGGCCUGAAGGAGCAAGGAAGUUUUGUGAAUUCCAUGCAGAAGAAAGCCAUGACAUCCAAGAAUGCACCGAGUUCAGAACCAUGGUGCAAAACUUAAUGGAUAAAAAAGAAUUGGAGUUUUAUGAAGAGAUUAAGGGACUAGAAGAAGGAGAGGUUUAUGCUACAGAAGAAGGAUCUACGGGGAAAGCCCAAAAGGCUAAUUACCCGGUGGUGAUUAUUUCAAAACCAAUGAGCAGAGAAUCUGGUAUACAAAUAGCACCAAAGGUCAUAAUCCAAAAACCUGUAUCCUUUCCCUACAAGGAUAGCAAAAAGGUUCCUUGGAAUUACGACUGCGAUGUAACAAUCCCAGGAGAAGAGAGCUUGGUAAAUGCUUCAGGAGAGGAUGAAGGAUUCUAUACACGAAGUGGAAAACGCUAUGAUCCGGAAAAUGCUAGAGUGGAAUCUGGAAAAGGAAAAGCCUUAGCGGUUGAAUUGGGAAAAACAAAAGCAGACAAAAUUGAGCCGCGUGUCAAUCAGUCGGUAACUGAAAAUGAGGCGAAAGAAUUUCUAAAAUUCUUAAAACAUAGCGAGUACAGCGUGGCAGAACAAUUACAUAAGCAACCGGCUCGUAUCUCGGUGCUUGAAUUGCUUCUAAGUUCAGAGGUACAUCGUAAUGCGUUGAUUAAGGUGCUAAAUGAAACUUAUGUCGCUAGUGAUAUCUCAGUGAAUAAGUUGGACCGUUUGGUUAACAAUAUCAGUGCCGACAAUUUCAUUUUCUUUAAUGAUGAUGAAAUACCGCCGGGGGGAAGAGGAGCCACCAAAGCAUUACAUAUCACUGCUCGCUGCGGGGAGUAUACGUUAGCGGGAGUGCUAAUUGAUAAUGGAUCAGCCUUGAAUGUUUUACCCCUAUCUACCUUAAAUAGGUUACCGGUGGAUAGUUCCCACAUGAAAUCAUGCCAGAAUGUAGUGAGAGCAUUUGAUGGCACCGAAUGA
Gossypium raimondii (Peruvian cotton) is the source of this 1299-nucleotide messenger RNA. RefSeq lists its product as uncharacterized. Bases 1 to 1299 code for a protein of 432 amino acids. The record is from RefSeq and is a predicted model, not a curated record. The transcript has a single exon. Lineage: Eukaryota; Viridiplantae; Streptophyta; Magnoliopsida; Malvales; Malvaceae.